Molecule: messenger RNA, 855 nt
Organism: Oppia nitens
Lineage: Eukaryota; Metazoa; Arthropoda; Arachnida; Sarcoptiformes; Oppiidae
Product: phospholipid scramblase 2-like
Exons: 4
Coding region: 73-855 (260 amino acids)
Biological process (GO): plasma membrane phospholipid scrambling
Cellular component (GO): plasma membrane
Molecular function (GO): phospholipid scramblase activity
Source: RefSeq, a predicted model, not a curated record
AAGGGUGCGACUGAAUGAUUGUAAUAACAAAUUGUUGUUAUCAUUGGUUUAUUGUUGAAAAUCACUUGAAAUAUGAGUGAUGCAUAUGUGGUGACCGAACAGCCGCUGACGGCCACCAUUGCCGCCACUACUGAAUCGACAUCAAUAGGUGUAUCCAAUUCAGGGAUUGAUUUACUUAAUAAUUACGAAACAUUGAUUGUAAAGCAAGAGCGCGAUGUUAUCCCGACUUUUUGGGAAAAGAUAUUUUGUUUCGAUAGACUUAAUAAAUAUAAAAUCAAAGAUAUUAAUGGAAAAACAGUUAUGAAUGCUGUCGAAGAGGAAGAGGGUUGUUGUGCAGCCAAUUGUUGCCGAAGAGGAGGUAAGUUUGAGAUGAAGAUUAAAGAUAGCGGUGGCCAUGAAGUGGUUCACUUGAAAAUGAAGAAUCAAUGCUGUAAUCGUUGGUGUUGUUUCUGUUGUUGUACUUAUGAGAAACUGAAUGUCUAUACGGCAAGUGAUGGCAAAAUUGGAAGCAUUGAAGAGUCGUAUGAUUGUUGUCACAAACAGCUUAACAUAUACUCGGUGUCCAAAUCGGAUCCAAUUUAUACAGUCAAUGGACCCAAUUGUGAGUGUUUUCGGUGUUGUUGUGUGAAAACAACAUUUUCUAUUGAGAACGAGUCGGGAGAAGAAUGUGGAUCUAUUGUAAAGAAUUGGAGCGGUUUGGCUAAAGAAGCCAUCAAUUAUGUCGACAACUUUUGUAUUAAUUUUCCACUAAAUAUUGACUUAAAAGAAAAGGCUAUUCUUCUGGGCACUUGUAUUAUGAUUGAUUUUAUGUAUUAUGAAGAAAGUCCUAAAAAGGCAAAACACGAUGAAGAMUGA